GGGCGGCCGGCGCGGCCAUGCGGGUCCCGGGCUGCGGUCCGCGCGCCAGCCCCGGCCCCCGCCCCGGCCCCCGCCCCGGCCCUGCCCCGGCCCCGGCCCCGGCGCGGCGCGGCGACCCCGGCGGAGGCGGCGGGCGCGGGGCGCGCUCUGAGCCCGGGAUGCGCGGCCGCCCCGACCAUGGGCGUCGCCGCCUCCCGGAGGAGGGCGCUGCGCAGCGAGGCCAUGUCCUCCGUGGCGGCCAAAGUGCGCGCGGCGCGGGCCUUCGGCGAGUACCUGUCCCAGACGCACCCCGAGGGCCGCAACGGCGCAGACCACCUGCUGGCCGACGCCUACUCUGGCCACGACGGGUCCCCCGAGAUGCAGCCAGCCCCCCAGAACAAGCGCCGCCUCUCUGUCGUCUCCAACGGCCGCUGUGAGGGCAGCCUCUCGGAGGGGACCGGCGGAGGGAAGCCGGCCGGGGAGGGGCCCCAGCCUCGCGUGUACACCAUCUCCGGGGAGCCCGCCCUGCUGCCCAGCCCCGGGGCCGAGGCCAUCGAGCUGGCCGUGGUGAAGGGGCGGCGGCAGCGGGAGCGGCACCCCCACCACCACAGCCAGCCCCUGCGCACCAGCCCCGGUGGCAGCCACGAGGACAUCAGCAGGCCCUGCCAGAGCUGGGCGGGCAGCCGCCAGGGCUCCAAGGAGUGUCCCGGCUGCGCCCAGUUGGUCUCCGGGCCCUCCCCUCGGGCCUUUGGGCUGGAGCAGGCACCGCUGCCCGAGGCCGCCAGCCGCCGCAAAAAGCUGGAGAGGAUGUACAGUGUCGACCGCAUGUCUGAUGACACCCCCAUCCGCACCUGGUUCCCCAAGGAAAAUCUCUUCAGCUUUCAGACGGCGACCACAACUAUGCAAGCGGUGUUCAGGGGCUACGCGGAGAGGAAGCGCCGGAAGCGGGAGAGCGAGUCCGCGUCCGUGAUCCAGAGGAACUUCCGCAAGCACCUGCGCAUGGUCGGCAGCCGCCGCGUCAAGGCCCAGACCUUCGCCGAGCGGCGCGAGCGGAGCUUCAGCCGGUCCUGGAGCGACCCCACCCCCAUGAAAGCCGACACCUCCCACGACUCCCGCGACAGUGGCGACCUGCAGGGCUCCCGCUGCGCCCUGGGCGAGCCCUUCGAGGACGCGGACUGGGAGGCCGAGAAGGGCCUGGAGGCGGCCGUGUGCGCCGCGGAGGGCUUCCUGCCCCCCAAGGUCAUGCUCAUCUCGUCCAAGGUGCCCCGGGCCGAGUACAUCCCCACCAUCAUCCGCAGGGACGACCCGUCCAUCAUCCCCAUCCUCUACGACCACGAGCACGCCACCUUUGAGGACAUCCUGGAGGAGAUCGAGAGGAAGCUGAACGUCUACCACAAGGGCGCCAAGAUCUGGAAGAUGCUCAUUUUCUGCCAGGGCGGCCCCGGGCAUCUGUACCUGCUCAGGAACAAGGUGGCCACCUUCGCCAAGGUGGAGAAGGAGGACGACAUGAUCCACUUCUGGAAGCGGCUGAGCCGCCUCAUGAGCAAAGUGAACCCCGAGCCGAACGUCAUCCACGUGAUGGGCUGCUACGUCCUGGGCAACCCCAAUGGGGAGAAGCUGUUCCAGAACCUCAGGACCCUCAUGACUCCUUACAGGGUCACCUUCGAGUCCCCCCUGGAGCUGUCGGCCCAAGGGAAGCAGAUGAUCGAGACCUACUUCGACUUCCGGCUGUACCGGCUGUGGAAGAGCCGCCAGCACUCCAAGCUGCUGGACCUGGAGGACGUCCUGUGAGGCCGCCACCCCGCCGCUGCCUUGGGUCCAGACCGGCCACCGCGGGCCCCUCCGAUGCCGCUCAGGGUCCCUCCCGCUGCCCACAGGCCGCACAGGCCGCAGCCCCGGCGUGGCCGGGCGUUGACCGGCCCGGGCUUUGCUGGAGGCCAGAGGUCUCCUCCGAGGGGUUCGUAAGAACAAGUGCAAUUCUCUGCGCCUGGGUGACCCCGAGAGCAGCACCGCUGGGCGGCUAGUUCAGGCCGCGCCCCCAGAGGCCAGCCCAGCCCAGCGCGCCAGGACCCCAGCCCCAGCCCUGCCGUAUCGAUCACCAGCACCAGGCGGCCGUCCGGGGCCGGUCGCCCGGCUGCCUGGCCCAGCUCCGUCCCCAGCCAAGUCCCCGACUGUCUGCGCUUUGCUCCCUGCUCCCCUCCCCCGAGCUCCGCGCUGGCGCCCCUGCUCCAGCACAGGGGUGGGUCGAGCAGGCCCUCCUGCUCCCCAUCCUCUGCGCCCCCAACCCGUUGCUGCUGUUUCCAACUUCUGCCGCCGGGUCUGCAGACCCCUCCGCGCGAGAGGCCCGGCGGGGCUGGCCGGGGCAGGCCCCGGUGAGCAGGCACCCGCCGCGCGCUGAGUGGGGCCGGGACCCUGUGCUCCAAGCCUGGGCGCCGAGGGGCUGGUGGCUCCCCACCCAGCUGGGGGCUCCGGUUCAUAGCUGGGGCUUGGGGGCGGGCCCCCACACAGGCCCGGGUCCAGGGGCACCUGGCUGUGCCCUGCGCCCAGGCAGAGCUGAGGGCGGCAGCCCCGAACCGUGUACGAUACCCACAAGUGACCAUUAAAAGCGACCCUUCCCGAGGUGGCUGCCCGGCCUUCUU
Talpa occidentalis (Iberian mole) is the source of this 2618-nucleotide messenger RNA. It is a transcript of the gene NSMF, whose product is annotated as NMDA receptor synaptonuclear signaling and neuronal migration factor. Gene Ontology annotation, molecular function: protein binding. Bases 178 to 1770 code for a protein of 530 amino acids. Gene Ontology annotation, biological process: positive regulation of neuron migration; regulation of neuronal synaptic plasticity. NCBI's taxonomy places the organism in Eukaryota, Metazoa, Chordata, Mammalia, Eulipotyphla, Talpidae. The record is from RefSeq and is a predicted model, not a curated record. Gene Ontology annotation, cellular component: nucleus; cytoplasm. The transcript is spliced from 15 exons.